UUCCGUCUCCCGGGCCGGCAGACAUAUUGCUACAGGAGCGGAUUCUGGAAAGCUAGAAGUGGGAACGUGUUUAAAUUUGAUUUACUUCUUUGCAGCCCAAUACAGUUGAACCCCACAGGACACGAUGGAACCGUCAGCCAGUCCGGCCAAGGAUAACUACAGGAUGAACCGUUACAAGAACAAAGCACUGAAUCCAGAAGAGAUGAGGCGCAGGAGAGAGGAGGAAGGCAUCCAACUCAGGAAACAGAAACGAGAACAGCAGCUUUUCAAGAGGAGAAAUGUGGACAUUCUCAAUGAAGAAGAGGCCAUGUUUGAGAGUCCACUGGUGGACUCUUACCUCACCUCUACAGUAACAGAAGGAGUUAUUACCAGAGAAAUGGUUGAGAUGCUUUUCUCCGAGGACCCAGAACUUCAGCUUGCCACAACACAGAAGUUCCGCAAACUACUUUCUAAAGAGCCUAACCCACCAAUUGAUGAAGUUAUAAACACACCUGGAGUAGUGGAGAGAUUUGUGGAGUUCCUGAAAAAGGGCAUCAACUGCACGCUACAGUUUGAAGCCGCCUGGGCUCUGACCAACAUUGCAUCAGGAACAUCCAUGCAGACAAAGACCGUGAUUGAAGCUGGAGCAGUGCCCAUCUUCAUAGAGCUCCUUAACUCAGACUUUGAGGAUGUCCAAGAACAGGCUGUGUGGGCCUUGGGUAAUAUCGCAGGGGAUAGUGCAGUAUGUAGGGACUAUGUGCUGAACUGCAACAUUCUUCCACCACUAUUAAUGCUUCUGACCAAAUCCACUAGACUGACCAUGACUAGAAAUGCUGUGUGGGCUCUAUCUAAUCUCUGUAGAGGAAAAAACCCUCCACCUGCUUUUGAAAAGGUGUCACCCUGUCUGCCAGUGCUAUCCAGGCUUUUAUUUAGCAGUGACCCAGACUUGCUGGCAGACGCCUGCUGGGCUCUGUCCUACCUCUCAGACGGUCCCAACGACAAGAUCCAGGCUGUCAUUGACUCUGGCGUCUGCAGGCGCCUUGUAGAAUUGCUCAUGCACACUGACUAUAAGGUGGCUUCUCCUGCCUUGAGGGCUGUAGGAAACAUUGUGACUGGAGAUGACAUCCAAACACAGGUGGUGUUGAACUGCUCCGCCCUGCCCUGUCUGCUGCACCUUCUCAGCAGCGCUAAAGAGUCCAUUCGAAAAGAGGCGUGCUGGACCAUCUCAAACAUCACAGCAGGAAACCGAGCACAAAAACAGACUGUAAUUGAUGCCAACAUCUUUCCAGUCCUGAUCGAUAUUCUGCAGAAAGCUGAAUUCAGGACCCGGAAGGAGGCAGCCUGGGCCAUCACCAACGCCACCUCUGGAGGAACACCAGAACAGAUCAGAUAUCUGGUGAAUUUGGGCUGUAUUAAGCCGCUGUGUGAUCUCCUGACCGUGAUGGACUCCAAGAUCGUACAGGUCGCCCUCAACGGGUUAGAAAACAUCCUGAGACUGGGCGAGCAGGAGGCCAAGCAGGAGAACAACGGCACUGGAGUUAAUCCUUAUUGCAGCCUCAUCGAAGAAGCCUAUGGUCUUGACAAGAUAGAGUUCCUGCAGAGCCACGACAACCAAGAGAUCUACCAAAAGGCCUUCGAUUUAAUUGAGCACUACUUCGGUGUGGAGGACGAGGACAGCAGUCUGGCCCCUCAGGUGGACCAGGCCAACCAGCAGUUCCUCUUCCCCCAGCAGGAGGCUCCUAUGGAGGGUUUCCAGCUAUAAGUCCUCAAUCCUCUCCUCUAAAAUGCAUCAUUUACCCCCUCCGCCCCAGCUCAUGGAGGGCCCCUAGAUGCCUAAGUCAUGCCACUUUGCCCUCUUCCCUGAUCUGCCACUACCCCCACACCCCAAGCACCAUCACCAUAGAGACACACCCCUUGGAGGAUAGCUCUUGUUACCCCUUUUCUUCCUUCUUUUCAACCAGUGGACUGGCCUCUCACAGGGCAGAGUCCUCUGUUUUCUGGUCAAUGGGCCACAAAAACUCCAUUUCACUUAGAAAAGGAAGUGAUCACCUCAUAGCCCAAAGUGCAAGUCUGCUCCGGCUUAAAACGCACAAACUUCCUGCCGUUUUAUUUCUCUAUGGUUCUCUCAUUGGCAGUAACGGUGGUUUGGUGGUUAAUAUCUUUUAUAUACACUUUGAUUUCUUUUCCAAUGGGACAUUCCUACUUUUAGGAUUACCAGUGCAUCCCAUGCUACAGAUUGGGGUGCAUGAGGUGACAUAUGCCCAGCUCUUGAUGUCAGUCUGACCUAGUGCAAUUCAGAAUACACUUGUAGAAUUAUCACUUUCUAGUAUAACAAGUAGUUAUUUUUUCAUACACCCUUUAUUUAUCUGCUUCUGUUUGUUUGUGCUUUUGAUUAUUUCUUUUUCUUCUUUAAUGGAAAGCGCUUAUUGAGGGACACCCUGAUCACGAGGUUUCAGGCUGGUCUCUGCAUAUCUGCUGAUGGGGAAAAAAAGAAUACUCUGUAGUGGGAGCACAGAGGCACAAAUGUCCAACCAAAAUCAAGCGCUUUAUAUCAAGCCCAAGCUAAGAGGUGGGAUCCUUAUUUUUUUUUUUUUUUUUCUAAAUGGGACAAAGUAGCAAGGGGAGGGAAUGGGUGGGAGUUAUUGUGAACCCCUAAAUAGGAACAGCUCUGCAUGGGAUAGUGGUGAAGACAUUGGGUUUUUAGAGGCUUCAUUUAAAGAUCUAGAAAACUAAAUAAAAUCUAAGUUUUGAGGGUGGAAUAGUUAGAGAUCCAGUGUUCGUUGUGUGCUGUGUUAUUAAUGACAUUACAUUUGAAUUAUGAAGUGAUCUAACCAUUAAGGAAGGCUUAGUUGGGGAUUUAGGGAGAGAAGAGCCAGCAGCAGCAAACCCAUCUUGUUUUUCUAUUGAAAUGCAUUCAAUGCAUCGCAGAUGUUUGACAUAAGGUGUGAUACCUCCUACAGUCACCAUCAUAAGUUUGCUCUCUGAACCCCCGUUGCGUAUGGGUUGCCGACAACUAGCUAGGCCACAUACCCCCCCACCCCCUUCCAGUUGUUUGUGGUAGGGUUUUUGCAUGGUGUUAUAUUACCCUGCCUGCAGUUGCCGAGUAUCCCUGGCCGAACGCAGACAGUUGGCACAGAGAGGUGGAGAACAGGGAGAGGAAACAUUGCGCAGCAUUUGGAGUUAAAAGAAGGAAGUGGGCCGUAAUGGAUUUGCUGGUGUUAACAGUGGUAGUGUAGUGAUGGUGGUGGUGUUUUGUAUAGUGGUAGAGUUGAUUUAUAACUUUUGGCAUUCUAUAUCACUAUAUUACAGAGGAAUGACAAUGACAAUGGAUAAUGAUUUUGCAUGGGUCCAUUGUGAUACGUAUAGGUAUUGAUGUAAAUAGCCUCUUCUCUAUCUGGCAACGGAGGUCUCCGCCGGUCCUUUGUCCCCUCAUGGGUCUAAUAACAACCAGAGUUUGGCUAGGGAUGUGUCCAAGGUUAGUGACAAAUCUUACUGCAGCAAAAACUAAAGUAUGAAUAUAUAUAUAUAUAUAUAUAGAUAAAUAUAUAUUUGCGCACACUUCAUGCACAUUUGCAUACAACACCAGCUGACACUGUACACACACCUCACACAGAUGAGUGGCUAGUAGCAAAUAAAAUAGUUUCCAUAAUCUUUGGGUUUAAAGAAAAAGUUCUAAUUUUAUUUAAUUUUGAAGUUUUGUCUCUCCAAAGUGUGGUGAUUGCCAUUUUGGAUGUUUUUUGUUUCAUAGCACUUAGUAGGUAUUGUCUUGUUAUUUAUGAAAAUGGGGCCCUUGGCUCUGUUUUAAUGAAGAUUAUUUUCAGUUUUAUUAGAUACAGAGAUUUAAUUGAGAGGUGUCUCUUGGAGUCAGGAGCAUCUUAUGGAAACUUUUUUCGUUGUUUCUUGCCACAUGACUUACGAUGGUUUAAACUAGCUCUGCAAAGGCUGAUCUUGGGUCAGUGUUCAGGCUUUGUGGAUGGAGCAGAACUGUGGUUGUGUGAUGUUUGACUGACAGGCACUGUGUGAUGGAGAGGUAGAUCGACUCGAUGACUAAGUCCCAAUCAGAGUCUGGGAGCCCUUGUUCUGUGGAUCACUGGAGCCCAAUUGUUAAAUCGUCAAGCUGUGAAUUGAGUUUUUCCUCAAAGAGAAAGAAAAAGAAAAAUCUGCUGAAUAUCAAGACCAAAGAAAUCCCCUCUUAUUGAGUAAAGUCUCCUGGAUGCAAGAGCAUCUCUUUUUCUGUUUAUUUCAGUCUCCUAUUUUUACACAACCCCUAACAUCCUACGUCAGUGCAUCAUAUCGCGGUGGAAGCUACUACUUCCUGAUUUAAUUGACAGUGGAGUACAUGACGUAAGAGAGGCUGUGUUUGCAUCAUGGGUUGUGAGGUGUUUUCCACAGAACACGUGCGCUCCCGAUAGACAGCAAAGGAAACUCACGAAUAAUUGAGCAUCAAGAACUUUUCUCUACACGUCGAACGUGUAGAGCUUCAUUUACAACUGUACAACAAGUCUUCGAUUUCACGGCCAAUUCUGCGCUUGGCCUGCAAAUAAUGCCAGAAUUGCAAUGUUAAAAAAGAAAAAAUGAAAAUUAAAAAAAAAAAAAUCAGUGCAUCAACCAGGAAGAAAAAAUAUAUUUAUAUAUCUGAAGAACGAAAAUGCACUCCUGUUCACAAAAGUGCCAAUCUGACCAACAAAGACUGGAGGUUCUUAUGUAACUGUCUUUGACUUAGAGAUUUUUUUUCUUUAUAUCUUUUAUUUACUUGAAUGUGCACACAUUUUGUGCAGAACAUUGCUGCUCUAUUUUCUUUAUCUAUAAAGUUACAUUUGCCAUUGUUUCUUUGGAAAAGUGGCAUUCUUUCCUAUGGGCACCUAAAUAAGGAAUUUGAUUCGAGACGUCUGGGAAGGACGAGACUUGAUUACCUUUAUAAAACUAGUCUUUCCUGCUACUUCCAGCUGCAGUCCAUGGGUGUGAAGGUCCCCAGUAUUACAGUCUUCUAUUGGUUUUCACUGUGCAUUGCUGAGCUGCAAGCAUUUGGAAUCAAAGAACAAUUAUUUAGAUGUGGCACAUGAUGCAAAUAGGAAACUUGAGCGACUAUCAUAGCAGACAGUUGCAGGUACUAACCUUAUUGUCAAAGGUAGUUUACCAAAGUUUAGUCAUCCUGGUGGCUGGUUGAAAUUAUUCACUUGGUUUUCAGUAGUUUGUGUCAUCGGCUUGUGUCGACCCAGUCAGAAUGACUGAGGGAUUGUGUGAGGCCAUUUUUCAACUUGCUUCGUUUCAGUAGAAGCUGCAAUAGAGAAGUCCCUCUCUCUUUUUUUUCAAGUUUUUUUUCUUUCAAAUUCAAGUACUGUUUAAAGAAUUUCAAAACCUUCAAAAGUAAUCCAUAAGACUGCAAUAAACAUUGUCCAAAAUCAGGCACACCCCAGAGGCGAAGAUCCACCGACACAAACUGCUCUCAAAGGUGACACUCCUUCCACUGGGUGGGGAGCGGACAUGGGGAACUACUUGACAUUUUUCUAACGAGAAACAUCUGGGAUUCAGAAAUAGUGCAGUGAUUUACAUUAAAAAGUAUUAUGAGUUCAACUACAUGUAUGUUCUGAUACAUUGACAGGGAUUCACAUGCAAUUCUAAUCACUUCUGAGAAGUGGAGAAAAAGCCUCAUUAGAACAUGUCACAGAAAGAAAACUAAAACAAGAGGAGAGGAUACAAGCCUUUUUCUGCUUUUCUUGAUCUUUUUUCCUGAUCAGGAUCUUCUGGGCUAUAUUUUUGCAUAAUUGUGUUUCAGAGUUUGUCCCAGUCCAGCUGUAUGAUCAGGAACCUUGAAAUAUAUAUAGAGGAUUAACCAGACGUCACUAAAUAUCUCAAAUCUGACUUGUCUUCCGUCCUAGAAGCUGUUCAUGUCUUUAUCAAAAUCCAGGCUUGGCUCAGUCAAGUAAUGUCUACGCUACAGAUGUUUACAAUGCUACGCGUUUGUAAAAUACUUUUCCAUACGGCAUCACUGACCAGUUCUGGUGUAUUCUCUGCUCUGGUCCUCGCAUUUAUUUUACGUGUAUUUAUUUUCUCUAUUCUUGUUUAUAAUUUUUCAUUUGCUUAAAAUGACCCACUCUUAAAACUGUGACUUGACUUGACUUUACCGACGGUAUGAAUGAGUGACGAGAAACUAAUACACUUCAACUGAACAUGACACACAAACAUUGGAGAAAAAAAAAUGCAUACAAGAAAUGGCAACAAUAUUGAAAAUGUAAAGAAAUGAUUAUGAAUUGAAAAUAGUUCAGUGGAAAUACUGUUCAAAACAAAUAAAGUUAUGUUGCAACCCUUUAA
Molecule: messenger RNA, 6291 nt
Organism: Mugil cephalus (flathead mullet)
Lineage: Eukaryota; Metazoa; Chordata; Actinopteri; Mugiliformes; Mugilidae
Gene: kpna6
Product: karyopherin alpha 6 (importin alpha 7)
Exons: 14
Coding region: 125-1741 (538 amino acids)
Biological process (GO): NLS-bearing protein import into nucleus
Cellular component (GO): nucleoplasm; nucleus; cytoplasm
Molecular function (GO): protein binding; nuclear import signal receptor activity
Source: RefSeq, a predicted model, not a curated record